Sugiyamaella lignohabitans is the source of this 2046-nucleotide messenger RNA. It is a transcript of the gene GCD6, whose product is annotated as Gcd6p. Bases 1 to 2046 code for a protein of 681 amino acids. The record is from RefSeq and is a predicted model, not a curated record. Gene Ontology annotation, molecular function: guanyl-nucleotide exchange factor activity; translation initiation factor activity; translation initiation factor binding. The transcript has a single exon. Lineage: Eukaryota; Fungi; Ascomycota; Dipodascomycetes; Dipodascales; Trichomonascaceae. Gene Ontology annotation, cellular component: eukaryotic translation initiation factor 2B complex.
AUGCCACUGGCCAACACUCCGCUGAUUGAGUAUACUCUGGAGUUUCUGGCCACAGCUGGUGUCGGUGAAGUAUACGUCAUGAGUUGUUCACAUGCUGAUAAGAUAGAGGCGUAUAUCAAGAGCUCGAAGUGGAGUCGUCCUGAAUCGCCAUUUACGAUUCAUUUAAUGUCAUUACCAGAGAGUUUGUCAGUUGGUGAUGUCAUGAGAGAUCUCGAUACUAAAGGCAUCAUCCGGUCCGACUUCUUGCUUAUCGGAGGUGAUGUUGUCUGUAAUAUCGAUGCGGGAGAAGUAAUCAAGGCGCAUUAUGAGAGAAAAGCAAAAGAUAAGAAUGCUAUUAUGACAGUGGUGCUUCGUGAAGCCAGUGCACUUCAUAGAACUAGACCACGGUCUAAACCUGGUCUCUUCGUGUUGGAUGAUGAGACUAAUAGGUGUCUGAGAUACGAAACAGGGUCCAGCGCUGUUAACCAGGUGUCUAUUGAUGGUGAACUUUUGAGUGAACACGACAAUAUCGCAGUUCGAAACGAUUUGAUCGACUGUCAAAUCGACAUAUGUACCCCUGACGUACCAGCGUUAUUCACUGAAAACUUUGAUUAUGACAAUAUAAGAUCCGACUUUGUUAGGGGCAUUUUGACCUCUGAUCUGCUCGGUAAGACCAUUUACGCACACAUUGUGUCUCAAGGAUAUGCUGCUCGUGUGCAAAGCAUUCAAACAUACGAUUCGAUUUCAAAAGAUAUCAUUUCCCGAUACACGUAUCCGAUAACCCCAGAUAACAACGUCCUUGAGGAUCAGACGUAUACAUAUCAAAAAGGCCAUAUUUAUAAAGAAGAUAGUGUGGUGUUAGCACAAUCGUGUAGCAUUGGUAGUGGGACUGUUAUUGGUACUCACACUUUCAUCGGACAUGGUACAGAUAUCCGACAAAGUGUGAUUGGACGAAGAUGUAAAAUUGGCAGCAAUGUUAAGCUGGAGGGUUGUUAUUUGUGGGAUGAUGUUGUGAUUGAAGAUGGUGUGGUUGCCAAGCAUGCUAUUAUUGCCAACCAGGCAGUGGUCAAGCAAAAUUCGAUAAUUGAAAAUGGUGUUAUUAUUGCCAGUGGCUGUGUAAUCGGAUCCAAUCGUACCAUUUCCGCCAAUACAAAGCUCACAUUAAGUAGACGAGAGGAUCUCUUUGAUGGAGAUGACGAGGACGAUGAUUAUGACGACGAGGAUGAAGACGAAGACGAAGCUGAUGAUGGCGACGACGAGGAAAACAAGUCUGUUAGUGCUGGUGGUUCAGGAUUAGGCACUGCCUCUAUUGUUGGACAGGACGGCAAGGGAUUUUUGUUCCACGAGUCUGAUAUUUCUGACGAUGAUGAGGAGAACAUUGAUGCGGCAGUAGAUGGAUUAAUGUACAAUAUGGAUCAAUUGAACCUAUCAGACUCGUCGAUUGAAAGCAACAAGGCAGGUGCAAAGAAACACCGGAAACAUCGCAGAACUAUGAGCACGGCUACUGCCACCUCUGAGGAUAAUGAUGACGAUGACGAAGACGAGUUCUUCAAAGAGGCUCAACUGUCUAUUGAGCGAUCUAUUAUGGAUAACCACAGUCAAGAAAUUGCAUUAUUAGAACUCAACACACUGCGUAUGACUAUGAAUGUACCACACGAAGAUGUCCGUCGAGCUACUAUCCAUGCCCUUGUGCAACAUAUUAGCAAAUUAGUCAAUACUGGCACAAUGGAACUAAAAGCAGCCACCACCAAAGUGUUUUCUGAAUGGAAACCAGUGCUGACGCGAAUCGUGUUUGAGCCCAAGGAUCAGGCUGAAUUGCUACUCAGUGUCCAACGUGAAGCUACCAAACAAGCUAAUGGUGAUAAGUUGCUCUUUUUUGCUGCAUCAACCUUUUACGAUAAGGAUAUUGUUGAAGAGAGCUCUGUAUACCAAUGGUGGAAUAGCCCGGAUUCCACAGCUACUGAAGAACUCAAAAGUGUACGCAAGCUCGCUGCCCAGUGGGUCAAAUGGCUGCAAGAAGCUGAAGAAGAGUCGGACGAAGAUGAGUCUGAUGAGGAAUCUGAUUAG